AUGCCGGUCACUGAAAUCAUACCAGAUCAAGUCAAUCAAAUUAAUCAUAUACAAUCCAUUAAUACCGAUCAAUCCAAUUUACAAAACAAUAAUUCUGAAAUUAAGGAUCAUGACGUAAUAGAUCAAAUUGAGGAAGAUCAAGAAGAUCAAGAAGAUCAAGAAGAUCAAGAGCCAACUUCUGAACAACAAAAUCAACAAUUUCAAAAACUUCAACAAUUACAACAACAAAUUGAAUUGAAUAGGCUGAAUGAAAGGAAUGAUCAAUUUAUUGAUGUUAAUUCCUUACAAGAUCAAUUAAAAACUAAACAACAAAAUUUACAGAACCAAGAUUAUGAUAAUGGUUAUAUCAUUGAUUCAAACAAUUUAAAUUAUAGAAUUGGUCAUAAUGACAACAAUAAUGACAACCAUGACUUAGAAAACUCACAUAUUAAUGCAAAUAAUCAUGACAUACCUCAUAAACGUUUAAAUAUUUCAACAACUGAAACAAAUAUUGAAAAUAACAAUCAUCAACAUAAAAUUAAUACUGAUACCCAAAACAUGGAAAAUAAUAGUACUCACAAAUCAAUCUUACCAGCUAAUUUAUCGAAAUCAGCUCAUUCACAAUCAAGAAAUUCAAAAUCAUAUAAAUUUAAAAAUCAAUAUAGUUUAGAUUAUUUUGAUUCAUUCAAACACUUACCACAUCAAAAAGCUAUAAAUUAUCCAUACUCAAUACCUUCAAAUUACUCGAAAUCUCAUCACAACCAUUCAUUAAAUAAUUUUAAUAAUAAAUUCUUACAACCAAAUGCUCAAUUUAUAGGUGAACAACAAUCCGGAAAAUCAAAAUUUCGUAUAAAAGUUGAAUUUAAAACUAUAGACCUAAAAAAUUCAUUAAUUACUGGGUUUUUACAAAUAAAUGGAUUAACUAAAGAUCAUCAAGAAAUAACCACUUACUUUAAAGGAGAAGUUAUAAAUAAUCCAUUGAUCAAUAAUAUACCAAACAAUAAAUUCUCUACAAAGAAUUAUUCAUUCAUAUCAGAAAAUAAAAACUGGGGUUCAUAUCCUAAAAAUGAUUUUGAACAUUGGAAAAAAUUAACAAAUUCAACUAAUUUAACAACUGAAGAAUUUUUACAAAAAUUAACUAAUAUUCAAUUAGGUUUAGAAAAUCAGAAUUGUUUAUAUAUGAGAUGGAAAGAAGAAUUUCUUUUACCUGAUUCAAGAAUAAAACAAAUUCCAAAUGCUUCAUUUGAAGGUUUUUAUUAUAUUGUUUUAAAUAUUGGGUCCGGUGAUAGUAGUGAUAAUAAUGAUUUUGGUGGAUGUGGUGAUAUCAAUGGAUUAUAUUAUCAUAAUCUGUCUGAAAAGUUUCAAUCUUUGAGUUUGAAUCAUGUUGAAAAUUAUGGGAUUUCUGAAGUUUUUGAUUUUAAUUGA
This is a messenger RNA of Lodderomyces jiufengensis, 1404 nucleotides long. Its product is annotated as glucose-induced degradation complex subunit. Gene Ontology annotation, biological process: protein catabolic process in the vacuole; protein targeting to vacuole; proteasome-mediated ubiquitin-dependent protein catabolic process. Gene Ontology annotation, cellular component: GID complex; extrinsic component of membrane. The record is from RefSeq and is a predicted model, not a curated record. The transcript has a single exon. Bases 1 to 1404 code for a protein of 467 amino acids. NCBI's taxonomy places the organism in Eukaryota, Fungi, Ascomycota, Pichiomycetes, Serinales, Debaryomycetaceae.